This is a messenger RNA of Fonsecaea nubica, 1716 nucleotides long. RefSeq lists its product as hypothetical. NCBI's taxonomy places the organism in Eukaryota, Fungi, Ascomycota, Eurotiomycetes, Chaetothyriales, Herpotrichiellaceae. Gene Ontology annotation, molecular function: protein binding. Bases 1 to 1716 code for a protein of 571 amino acids. The transcript is spliced from 3 exons. The record is from RefSeq and is a predicted model, not a curated record.
AUGGCUUCCGUCGACAGCUCGCCUGUUGACCGCAAAAGCAAAAUCUCAAAGCGUUCUUCCAACUCAUACACCUCGGAAGAGUGGCGAAGGCAUCGCCCUUUAAUAACCCAGUUAUACUUCGAGGAAGGCCGAACCCUCAAGGAUGUGGCCGAAUACUUGAAAAGAGAAUAUGACUUUGCGCCCACUGCUGACUUUCUUCGGCCCAAAAAAGAGCACGAGAUGCUCGAUUUGGUUCGCCAAGGUUUGCAGCAAAAGGGUGAUGACAAGGACAAAGUCUUCCUGGUGAGGGGGCGGCAGGUUACCCUUGCCGACGCCUUGCACUACUUCAAUCGCAAAGGCAUCAAAGACCCCUCGAGUCUUUUGGAGCCUCAGAGAUCAGUAUCCGGCGACCUGUCAUCGCCCGAGGAUGCCGACGUCAAAACACCUCUGUCAUCCAACGAUGACGCACUUAAUGCCACUCAAGACGUAUCUGACUUUGAAAUGGCCAGAAGUCCCAUGGAAAUGAGCGAGCAAGACAAGCCCGCCCUGACCUUGAGAUUGAGGGCUUCAGAUGUUGCCGCCGAGCGUCUAGCCAUUCUACAGGAAGCCUUGGAUAUACCCGAAAUCCCGCCUAUGCCACCAUUCCGCACGCUCUCCGUCGAAUCAACGGUCGAGCAAGUCACGGUUUCGGCAGAAGAUCAACGAUACCAGGAUGUCAUUUUUCAGAACCUGCAAAACCACUACAUGAAUUUGUUUACGGCGCGCAAUCUCUCCAUCCGCAAUAUUACUGGCACGUGGACUGCCACCUCGGACGAUGCUCUUGCCGACAGGUUUUACUACUCCAUGUACCAUGGUUAUUCAUUUCUCUGGAACGGCCAGCGGGAUCGAGCAUUUGACAACUUUUACAAAGCCUUUGCGCUUAUCGAAGGCCUGUUGAAGGAUGAUCACGUUGGCUUCAUGAUAUACAUAUUUGACCUGAUCAUCCGGCACGAUGGAACCGGGUACGAAGAACCGUUACUCAUGCUCCUACAACACUUGGCCGACAUGGCCAACACCGUUUUUGAGUCCCACGAGCACCCGAUCUAUGUCAUUGCCACGCACAUGCACGAUGCCUCAAUAUCACGAGCUUGGUUAGCCGAGUCUACCCUGCGGAGACUGCUCGAUUUCUUCCAAGAUUGCAUCGGCUAUUUUCACCCUGAGACAAUCGCCUUACUACAGACCUUCGCAAGUGGUCUCCUGAAUCGAGAACACUUCGCCGAAGCUGCCGUCAGGUUCCAGCAGUUGGUCGAUGCUUUCGAAACUACCGUGAACAAACAAUGCUACGAGGUUUGUUAUGCUUUGCGGUCCACUUCGGAAGCCUUUUUCCACAUGGAAGAAUACACGAAAGCCCUCCAAGCCAUCAAGGCUGCACUGGAGCGGUCACAGAUCUUGCCGCGGCACGAGGAGCGUGAGAUUUACGUUCGAUGUUUGCGAGGGUUGGCCGAGAUCUCAAAUCGGUUGGGUCGGAAGGAGGAAGCCAACGAAACGAUGCAACACGUGGUUGAUAUCUGCCGGGAUGCGUUUGGACCUGAACACCCGUUCACAAAUCGUGCUAGGAUGCAUCUCAAAACAAUUUUAAAAGGCGACGCUACAAGCGAUGCGGCCAUCCCACCGAUGGUUUACAGGCUAGGGCGAGGUGGGAACGCCGCCAAAUAUAUCUGGAUUUCUCGAUCAAGUCCUACUCGACUACAGGCUUAA